This is a messenger RNA of Procambarus clarkii (red swamp crayfish), 2170 nucleotides long. RefSeq names its product DNA polymerase epsilon subunit 3 Chrac-14 (gene Chrac-14). Lineage: Eukaryota; Metazoa; Arthropoda; Malacostraca; Decapoda; Cambaridae. The record is from RefSeq and is a predicted model, not a curated record. Gene Ontology annotation, molecular function: chromatin DNA binding; protein heterodimerization activity. Gene Ontology annotation, cellular component: CHRAC; epsilon DNA polymerase complex. Gene Ontology annotation, biological process: DNA damage response; leading strand elongation; heterochromatin formation.
UACACUGCUCUGUGUGAAGGAUUACAUAAUAUAGAUCAAGAACUAGCUAUGAGUUCAUCUAAUAACCCCCAUGUGACAUAACAGAUGGUCAUACAUGGAAUUAAAGAGAAGAAUAUGGGAUAAUGAGCGGCGAUGAGGAAGGUUGACUACCCUUACGGCGUGUUAUGAAAGUGUGUGGCGGGAAGCGUGUGUGUGUUUACCUCCUGCCAGCCUCCCACGGCACGUCCUCUUGUACUCUCCCGUGAGUACCUUGCCAGCCUUAUGUGAGUACCUUGCCAGCCUUAUAGAAUUUACCAGUAUUUAAUAUGGCAGAACGACCUGAAGACCUGAAUCUUCCAAAUGCAGUAAUUACACGCAUUAUAAAAGAUACACUACCUGAAGGUAUUUCUGUGGCUAAGGAGGCUCGCAGUGCUAUUGCUAAGGCUGCAUCAGUAUUUGUCCUUUACACCACAUCUACAGCCAACAGUUUAGCCCAGAAGAACAAAAAGAAGACUGUCAGUGCACAGGAUGUAUUCACUGCCAUGAAAGAGAUGGAAUUUGAAAAAUUUAUUGAGUCUUUACAAGAGAGCUUAGAAGUACACAAGAAGUCUCAGCAAAGUAAAAAGGAACAAAAAGAAGCCAAAGCUAAGGCCAAGAAGGCUGAAGAGGUGGACAAGAACUUAAGUGCUAUGGAAGAGGGUAACACUUUCAUUGAAGUUACCGAGACUGACAAAGAAAAUGGAGAUGAGUCACAGAAUACAGAGACAGCAGACUAACCUAGUCAGAAAUUUGUGUUGGAAAUCAUUAGAUCUACAGCCCAGUUCAUUACAUUUAAUUUGUUUUAAAAUUUUAGCAAAUGAUCAGUGAAGAAAUUUGAUAUGAUUGGAAAUACCCAAGCCCUCUAACAUGCUCUGUUUGGUUUUUUGUUAAACAAAAAUCUUGACCUGUUGAUUCAAGUCAAGGCACCUAGGUUACCAGUGAAGGCUUGUUUGUUGGAUUUAUGUCCGGUUUAUGUGGUAUUUGGUAUAUGCCUACUACUACUGUGGCAGACCUGUUUGGUUCAUGCAGUCAUCCAAGUACAGUAUUUGUUAAAAAUAUUUAAAAUUAUUUGCCAGAUCUGUCAGAUUAUUAAGUUUUUGCCAAUGCUAACUUAGAGUAAUGAAAUUAUGUUAAAUAUUACAUUUAAUAAUAAAAACCAAUUCAAAUUUUUAUCCUAAUUUCAUAUGGAUGAUCUAUUAUUUAAGCAUUUGUUCUAUAUUCUUAAGAUAUCCAGGAAUCAAUUACUAACCAAUACUGUAUUCCAAAGUUAUCUGUUUCUACUGAACUAAAUCAUCUUUAAUGAGGUUAGUUAUCUAGUAGUAGUAUGCAUCUUUUGGUCAGUCAGGUUAAGCACCGUUGGGUCUGGUCAGACCUGGGUGAGUGAGACCAUUGACAACCUCACCCUUGACCAAAGGGUCUGAUGUACAAAACAGGAUUCCAAAGCCUGAUGCAUGAAGCCUGCAUCAGGAUCAGGAAGUAUACCACUCUCAGGUGGUGUACCACCUGACAGUGGUAUACCAUAUCAAACCUUCUGUAUGGUCUAAUAAGCACAUUAUAAAUUAACAACAUACUUGAGUGAAUUAAAUGGAAGAAAAUUCAGAAUAUACUCAGUGAAGAGCAGGGGGUGCCAUAGGCAUAAUCGGAGAACACUGUAUGAACAUCAGAGGUCCACGGUUGUUCAACAUACUUCCAGUAAGUAUAAGAAAUAAUACUGGAACAACCAUGAACAUCUUCAGGAGAAAAUUAGAUAGUUUUCUUCAAGAAGUGCUGGAGCAACUGAACUGUGGUGUAUAUGUGGGCCUGCAGGCCGCUCCAAGCAACAGCCUGGUGGACCAAGCGCUCUCAAGUCAAGCUUGGUUGGGCUUGGGAAGUUGAACUCUCAGAACCUCAUCAAGCAGGUACUGGCCUUAUCUUGCAUCAAGUUGUCAACAGAAUUGGUGUCAUAUCAUUCAGAUUGUGUAAGGUGAAAUAAUAAUGAAUAAAUUUUAGCUAAUCAAAGGUGAUCAUAUGUAUUUAAAAAUUUUACAAGAUAAAAUUAAAGUUUAUGCACAAGUGCCUCUACUGUCCCAUUUUUUUGUAAAUUACUUAUAUUUAAGGAAGUUUAAGUAGCUACUGUAUCUUUUGUAUUUUGAUAAUUAAAUUAUUGAUAGCU